Molecule: messenger RNA, 3673 nt
Organism: Acanthaster planci (crown-of-thorns starfish)
Lineage: Eukaryota; Metazoa; Echinodermata; Asteroidea; Valvatida; Acanthasteridae
Product: synaptojanin-2-binding protein-like
Biological process (GO): cell-cell adhesion; establishment or maintenance of epithelial cell apical/basal polarity; receptor localization to synapse
Cellular component (GO): basolateral plasma membrane; cell junction
Molecular function (GO): protein kinase binding
Source: RefSeq, a predicted model, not a curated record
CCUUCUGUUGCCUUUUGCCGACCUUGCCUGAACAUGUCUGGAAGCUCUCCCAGACCUGCCAGUGUGUGAGGAAUUGCUCCCCAAAACACUCAAUUUGCGUCCCACAUCAACACGGUAUUUUAGAAAGUAUCGUCACUGACGCAUUCUUUGAGAUACAAUGGACCUAGCUGAUGUGCCAGAAGAUAGGAUCGAGCUUGAAAGAGGGACAACAGGACUAGGUUUCAAUAUAAAAGGUGGGAGGGACCAGCCACAUGUGCCACGUGACCCAGGCAUCUUUGUGACCAAGAUCCGAGAUGAUGGAGCGGCGGCAAAGGAUGGGCGGCUACAGAAGGGGGACAAGAUAUUGGAGAUAAAUGACAAGGAUGUGCGGAAUGUGCCCCACCAGGAUGCAGUCAAUGAGUUUGUGAACUCUGGUGAGAAAGUCGUGCUGGUUGUGCAGCAUGGCGCUGAAGAUAUACUGAGGGAAAAGUACGCCAUAUCUGAAGCAGCGAAGAAACCCCUCGUCCCGGAGGGCACAUCCUGGAAGUGGGUGGCUGUAGUCGGCGCUGGACUGGCUGCAAUAGGGGCAAUAUAUUUCGUCAUCAAGUACCGCAAACACUGAGGAAAAGCUAGAAUGGGGGGAAAAUUGUAGGCAAUGCUUUCCCUGUUUUACAGAUGCACAUUUCCAACUCACAUACACCGUCUGAUCAGAUUUCAUUUGUUUUAGGUGGAUUUGAAUAUUUGGAAACUACAGGUUCAAAUUGUCAGGUAAUCAAAAAAGGCUUUGAAUUAGAAUGUAAUGUACAUGUAAAUAUUUGUAAUUACAGGCCAAAAGGAUGAAUUUCUGGGUCAAGAGCUUGUAAUGCAUAACAUGUUGCCCAGCGCUUUGACUGAAACUGACUUGGGGAUGAAAGAAACGAAGCAAAAUUUACUUUUGCUUUUUUUAUUUUUUUCUCAGUGUGUAUUCCUACUCUAAGGUGUUCAAAUUUUGACGGUAAACCGACGGCGAGUUUGCGAUGGAUUCCAGAAUUAUAAAAUUAUAAUGUGUAAAUUAUUUUGUUUUUAUGUUCAAGUUGAAGUUUGAAUGAAUGUAGGCUCGGCUAGUGAUGUGCACAGAAAUUGGAUGAAAAUUCCUCAUAAGAUUAAAAAAAAACCACGUAGGGUGUAGUCAUUGUGGUGUUCUACCCCUAACGUCUUCGCUGCGUUCUGAUAGCGUCGUGUGUUGCUUGGUACUGUCACCAAUGUUUGUCAGUUGGUGCACCUGGCAUUUCUUCAGCACUACUUCCCCACAGUGUCAUGUACAAGGACAUGUAGUGAAAGUCAUUCAUGAUAUAAUGCCACGUUGGAACAGUCUAAAUUAACAGCUGUGGUUGACUGAUGUGCAAACGUGAGUUCAUAGCAGUUCUGGGUGGGUUCUCUUACUAUGGAAGGCUAAGGUCUGUGACUGCAUAGUUGCUAGGUCCCUAAUUUUGCCACCUACCAUUAUAUCACAGUAAGCGGCGAAAUAAGGGACCUGGCAACUAUAUGGUCACAGACAGUAGUCCUUCUGUGUAUCACUGAUUAUUGUUAUACAUUGUAUUAAUUAGUAAUUUUGAGUUUCACCAAACAGUACAUGUAUACGUUUGAAUGCAUGAAUAGAAAUAAACAUAUCAUUGACAUUGCAGGGACCCCAGAACUACAUGUGAAUAUGUUCAUUUCCAAUGUCAACUCCUUUUCCAAAUCACCGAUCUGUUCUCAAAAACUGAAAACAUACCGGUGAUCAACAAUGCCCCAUCCUCUACUGUGUCUGGUGGAUGACAUGUUUAGUUUCAUAUGUUAAAUCGUACUGGCCCAUACCUACAUGUACAUGCAUGAAUCUGAUAAGAAAAAUAAGAUAACCAGUAGGAUUACAAAAGGAGAUGUGCAAACAAGAUCUUGAAGCAGAGUAAAUCACUAACUAAAAUGCUACACUGUGCGUUAUUGGUUGCUUGGUUUCUAGUAACCAUUGUAUUGCUCACCCUGCUACGAUGUUAAAGUUUUGCCCUGUUUUGUAGGGUUGUAUGGCCACACCCCCCCACCUACCUCCAUUUUCAGUUUUAUUCGAUGUCAUGACUGCAUGCUUUACUGGUUGAACAACUAAGGGUAAAGCAGUGUAACUUGGAUGUUACGAUAUUCAAGUGUGUUAUGUAACAUGGAAAAGAAAGGCUUCAUGCUCGACUGUUAUUCAUCAUAUAUCAGAUAUUUACUUUGCAAAACCCAAAUUAGGAUGCCCCGUACCCAUUAGAUUUUCCCUGUUUUAGUUUUCUGCAGCAUUUUGUGGCGUCUCCUCUUUGCCAGUGGAAGGUCUUCUUUUGUUAUACUUUUUGCAGAAUUCUCAGAGACAGGUGACUUUAAAAGUCGUUUAACACUUUUUUCUAUGUUUUGAUUGGACUGUUAUAAUGAAAGUGUUGUUCUAGUUUAUCUAGACUUCAGUGCAGAGAUUGAAAUUUUAGAUCUGAUGAUUUAGAGUGAAAGAGCACUGAGGUAUGUAUGAGAGUGUAAAGUUGGAGAAAAUUUAAAUUUCGAACACCAACCACCGAUACCUGCAUCAUUUUUCUCAUUUCGGCAAAACAACUGGUGGGUAUCUUGGCCGAGUGGUUACGCUUGCGGUUAUCAGAUUGUCAGACGGUGGGUUUGAAUCCCAGAAGUGACUUUUUAUUUUCCCGACGCUUGCUGAUAGACAGUUUAAACUCUGUUUACAUGUACAUGUAUGUUGUGUCUUAGAUAAUCCAGAGAUUUUUUUUCCUUUAAAAAUGAUUGUUUUGAAGUCUGGGAGUGGUUUGUAUGAAGUGGGAUGUACAGCUAGAAUGUAUUCUCGGUUUGGUUUUGAUGCAUUCAUUUAUAACUUUGGCCUUCCUUGAGGACUCCUCAUAGUCGAAAAAAAGAGAAGAUUUUUUAUCCAUAAUCCAUUUGUGUAUGCUACUGUGUGCACAUUUUUCAUCAUACAUGUAAUUGAUCCGUCAAGGUAGAAUCUCAUCAGUGCAGCUUGUGAACUGUUGUCCAAUUGCAUGAAAUAGAAAGCAGAUGUGGGAUGUGUAAGAUCAGAGACAAACGCUACUUAACCCUAACAGUCCUCAAUCCUCCAACAGGUGAGGGAUUGAGGACUGUUAGGGUUAACAUACUGUGCGAAAUUCCAUAGGGUUCCCUUAGGGGUGUGGCUCAUUCGCAUAUGGAGAUAGGUCAAUUACAGUAGUGGUUGAAAGUUUACGUUCACUUGGACUAAAAGUUUCUAAUUACAGUUUUUAAGCCUGUGCAAUAUCUUGGCAAACCAUUUCUUUUCUGUCGCAGAUCGGCCAGCACCUUCACUUUAUUUACAUGAACCUGAUAAUGGAGAAAGGAAAUACAGCAAAUAUUCUGAUUGAACAAUCUGUACAAGAAGAACAGUUGUCAGGAUUAGAUAGGUCCUUAAAAAGUAUUAAAAACCUUACCGUCCAAGUUUACACAGACUUUUAACCACAGCUGCAUGUGUAUGUCUCAUGUAGGCAGUUGCCAGUUUGGAAACAGUGCGAAGACAAUCUUUUGCUGUCGUUAUAAAUUAAAUUGAAAUUAAUGCUUGGUCUUGCAAAAUGCAUAGCUUGCUCUGUAAAAUUCCUCCAGUUUUCAAAUCCUUGCCAGAACCCCAUAAUGUGUGAUGGAGAAUUAAAAAAAGGGUGUAUUGGACUUACGUGCUAUUUGA